Daucus carota subsp. sativus is the source of this 1185-nucleotide messenger RNA. RefSeq lists its product as uncharacterized. The coding region runs from base 1 to 1122 and encodes 373 amino acids. The record is from RefSeq and is a predicted model, not a curated record. Lineage: Eukaryota; Viridiplantae; Streptophyta; Magnoliopsida; Apiales; Apiaceae. Gene Ontology annotation, molecular function: cysteine-type endopeptidase activity. The transcript is spliced from 3 exons. Gene Ontology annotation, cellular component: lysosome.
AUGCCUCUGAUAAAAUUGGUAACCACUUUCACCUUUGGAAAUGAUCUUGGCACAUUCAAAGAAGAAGCAGUUUCAGAAAUUGCUGAGAUUCUUCGAACAGAGAAAAAAUAUGUAACACUGGACAUUGCGUACAAGAAGACUGAAAAUGGGCAUAAGACUUUCUGUGACAUCACUUAUUUUGAGGAGUUUUUGCCCUCGAUGGUGAAGGAAAUGUAUUCUCAGGCAGCCUUGAAACUUAAGACCCUCUUGGAAUUGUACUGUGGGGAACAUAGCUUCUUUCUUAAGUAUAAGAGUUAUGAGGACCAAGUGUUGAUAGAUUGGACAGAGAAGAAUGAUGUAAUUGCUUCAAUACCAGUUGAGGACCAGGGACAAAGGAGAAACUGCUGGGCUUAUGUGGCAGCAUUCAUUGUAAGCGGGACCUAUUCCCAAGAACACCCUUCAAUUCAAGAUCUCUCGGAAAUUAUGACUUCAACCCAGGACCUCUCAGAUUGGGUCUACAGCUUUCUUGAUCUCAAGAAUGAGGUUGACAAUUAUGGGUAUUAUGGAGGUACCGCUAGUCAAGCUUUUGCUUAUGUAAAGGACUGUGGCGUUGCGUUGUUGAAAAACUACCCUACGGAGGAGUUUAAGGAGAGGCAAAUUCAAAGGACUUUUGAUGUAGAUGUGUUUUCGAAGAUCUGGCGUGGCAGGGGUGAUAGGAUUUUCAUUGACCACUACGACUGCCUUGUUCCGGAUACAAUCAUCUACCAGCCAGGUACACCCCUUCACGGUCAGCCUAGUUUUAGUCUGGAGUCAAUAACGCAAUUUAUUCACCAAGGAAUGGCAUUUGGUUCCAUUUUCUACUGUGGUGGGUGUGAUAUAUGUGAAGGUUUGGAUAAGUUUGAUGGUGUAGGCAUCUAUGAUGAGCCGCCUCAUCCCAAGGGUCACAAUUAUUGUCAACAUGCAGUAGCUGUUACCGGAGCAGGCAAUCGCCAUGGCAUAGAUUUUGUACGUAUUCGCAACACCAGAGGACCUGGUUGGGCGAAAGAUGGAAGUGGAGACCUGCAAAUCAAGUUCUUUCUGGAAUUGGCUCACGUUUCUGGGACAAAAAGAAAGAAGAGUUCGAUAACCACCCAAGAGCAGUAGAUUAUUCCUUCUUUCUUGUGAGAAAGAAUCUUGAGUUUAGUAGUUUCAUUUAUAAUAUUCAAU